GUGAGAAAAGGGAGUGAGUGAAGGAGAGAUGCAGGCAAGUCCAUGUAAGUAUAAAAGCUUGCAGCGUGGACUUUCACACCCUGGCAGUCAGAAGGAAAGACAGAGGGAACGUUUAAUUAAAGUGGUAACGAGAGACACCUCAGCACUCGCUUAACGGCAGAAUGAAGGUCGCCCUGCUGUUUGUCGCACUGAGUGUGAUUCUCGCUCUGGGCGCCUGUUCGGAAUCGCAGGAGAGCAAUGAAUCACCCGAAGAUUUCUUUUCCAACCAAGCCCACGCCAACUCGUUCCUUGACAACCAAGAAAGAGGCAACAACAAUAGAAGGGUCCAGAAGUCUCCAGCAGAGAGACAGGCAGAGAUCUGCGAGAAUUAUGCUCCUUGUCGUGUCUACGCCUAUCACUAUGGCUCCCAGUAUGCUUUUGACAGAUAUUUCCCCAAUCAAAAUACCAACAAUGGUAGAAAAUAAAAAAAAUAAGAUCACAUAAAAAUGAAAAAGCACAUAAAACACAUUUUCUUUCUUCGUUUUUUGUGCUGUCUACAUAAUAUCUGUUAUAAUCUUUCUUGCUCAUAUUGUUAGAACUUGAUGAUGCAUCUCAACAUUAAUGAUCUAAACAAACAUGUCAUUUGCAAGAAAUACUUGCUUUUUUAAAAUGUCUGAAAUUCAAGGCAAUGCUUUCGGUGAGGAACAAGUCUACGAUGUUUUUAAGUAAAAAUGUGUCACAACUGUACUCUUCACCAUAUUAAUACUGAGAAUAACCAUACAGGGGCCUUGUUAUGGGGACUUUUCCGGAUAAGAAGCAGUGGCUUCUGGGAGAUGAUAUGCAGUAUUGUAGAUGGGACUUUGCUGUAGUGUUAUUUUGUUGUCGCGUGAAACAUCGGCGCAGAUAUCCUGGGCAGGUCCAUGUGUGAGAUUCUCUGAAAUAUCAGCCACAAUAAAUCAGACUGUGCAUAUCA
Messenger RNA from Brienomyrus brachyistius, 952 nucleotides. RefSeq names its product matrix Gla protein-like. Gene Ontology annotation, molecular function: calcium ion binding. Gene Ontology annotation, cellular component: extracellular region. The record is from RefSeq and is a predicted model, not a curated record. The transcript is spliced from 5 exons. Lineage: Eukaryota; Metazoa; Chordata; Actinopteri; Osteoglossiformes; Mormyridae. Bases 162 to 464 code for a protein of 100 amino acids.